Molecule: messenger RNA, 514 nt
Organism: Myotis myotis
Lineage: Eukaryota; Metazoa; Chordata; Mammalia; Chiroptera; Vespertilionidae
Gene: GNG8
Product: G protein subunit gamma 8
Exons: 2
Coding region: 104-316 (70 amino acids)
Biological process (GO): G protein-coupled receptor signaling pathway
Cellular component (GO): heterotrimeric G-protein complex
Molecular function (GO): G-protein beta-subunit binding
Source: RefSeq, a predicted model, not a curated record
UGGGUCCCACCACACCGCCACCCUCUCCGGGGUCCCGGACGCCCCUAGCCUGCCCCCUUCGCCCCCAUUCCCACCGGCUUUUGACUCCUUGCCCGCCGCAGCCAUGUCCAACAACAUGGCCAAGAUCGCGGAAGCCCGCAAGGCGGUGGAGCAGCUGAAGCUGGAAGUGAACAUCGACCGCAUGAAGGUGUCGCAGGCGGCGGCCGAGCUGCUGGCCUUCUGCGAGACGCACGCGAAAGACGACCCGCUGGUAACGCCGGUCCCCGCCGCCGAGAACCCGUUCCGCGACAAGCGCCUCUUUUGCGUCCUGCUCUGAGCCUUCCCGACGGCUGGCCCUGCUUUGCCAAAGUUUGAAUCCAAUAAACGUGGUGAUGGUGGUACCUGAGGCCUCGCUGAGCUUGGGCCCCCCGCGGGGAAAUCUGAUCCCGUCUCACAUCCGGAGUGCGGGGUGGGGGUGAGGGUGCGGAGGGCGCCUCGGAGGAAAUGAGCCUCCUCUACCCCCGAAUUUAUUUAA